AUGGCUGCUGUUCCGAAAUUAAAUAAUAAUAGUAGUAAUUAUCAUUAUCAUUAUCAUCAGCAGUUGCAUUGGAUGUUUUGGGAAUUAAAUAGUGUGCAGGGAAGUGUUAGGAAUUAUGCAAAGAGUUUGAAGAAGAAAUCAACAAGUAAAAUAAUAGUGAAUAAUCAAAAGUUGAUGGAGAAGGAGAGAAUAAUUGAGGAUUCAGUGAAUGAGGAGGAAGAAUCAGAGGAGGCCAAUGUUGCACCAUCAGUGAUAAUGGAUGAAAAGACAAUGGAUGAAGAAGUGGAAAGGAAUUCAAAAUUGCAAACUCCACCUGGUUUGUAUAUUAUUGCCACUCCGAUUGGUAAUUUGAAUGAUAUUUCAGAGAGGGCUAAAUUUGUGUUAUCUCAAUCGAAUAUGAUUGCUUGUGAAGAUACGAGAACGACAAGGAAAUUACUUCAUUUUCAUUCGUUGAUUUCGGAUCCUCCUCAGCAAUUGAUUAGUUUUGUGGAAAAUAAGAAUGCAUCUGAGGUUUAUAGUCAAUCUAAAAAGCAUUUGAGCUUAAUUUUGAAUCGAUUGACUAGCUCAAGUGAUGUAGUAUCGGUGGUUAGUGAAUGUGGAAGUCCUUGUAUUUCAGAUCCUGGUUGGAUUCUAGUUAAGAAUUGGUAUGUGAAAUAUUUGAAAAUUAUAUUAAUUUUAAAUAGUCAUGAAUUAGGAGUUCCUGUUUAUUCAGUACCUGGUCCUAGCUCUAUAAUUGCAGCAUUAUCAAUUAGUGGUUUCAAUAGUAAUAGAUUUAUUUUUGACGGCUUCUUACCAGCCAUUCCAAAGAAGAGAAGGAAGUUGUUACAAGAACUUAGGGAAAUACAAGGAAAUCGUUGUGUUGUAUUCUUUGAAAAUCCAAACAGAAUUAAGCAAACUUUAGCAGAUUGUGUUGAAAUUUUUGGAGGUGAUACACAAAUUGCUCUUUGUUUUGAAUUAACCAAACUCUUUGAGAGAAUUCAAAAGGGAAAACUUUCAACAAUUGAACGAGUAAUGCGAAAUGAAGAUAUUAAGGGUGAAUGUACGAUCAUUAUUGGCAACAAUUCAGAAUAG
Naegleria gruberi is the source of this 1071-nucleotide messenger RNA. RefSeq lists its product as uncharacterized. The transcript has a single exon. The record is from RefSeq and is a predicted model, not a curated record. The coding region runs from base 1 to 1071 and encodes 356 amino acids. NCBI's taxonomy places the organism in Eukaryota, Heterolobosea, Eutetramitea, Acrasida, Naegleriidae. Gene Ontology annotation, molecular function: methyltransferase activity.